Nelumbo nucifera (sacred lotus) is the source of this 849-nucleotide messenger RNA. RefSeq names its product cytochrome b5-like. NCBI's taxonomy places the organism in Eukaryota, Viridiplantae, Streptophyta, Magnoliopsida, Proteales, Nelumbonaceae. The record is from RefSeq and is a predicted model, not a curated record. Gene Ontology annotation, cellular component: membrane; intracellular membrane-bounded organelle. Gene Ontology annotation, molecular function: heme binding.
ACCUUUCUCCCAAGAAAAAACAAUCGAGGGAAAUGAGUAGUAGGGUUGGGUUCUUCUGAUCUUCUUCUCCCGCUCACGGUAAGUAACUGUUGGAGGGUACAAUACAACCGCAACUCCACGACUGGGUGAGAGUCGAUACCUUGGGAGUGGGAGAGAUUCCACUCAGGAGGAGAUCGGAGAUUCUUUCUCCUUCCCUCCUUCCUUCCUCUCUCUCUCUCUCUCUCCAUUUUCCUGUACUGAGCGGAAAAUGCCAACCAUCACUAGGAUCUACACCCUGCAACAAGCUGCAGAGCAUAACAAAAGAGACGAUUGCUGGGUCGUCAUCGAUGGAAAGGUAUACAAUGUGACAGAUUAUUUGGAUGAGCACCCGGGUGGAGAUGAUGUUCUACUUGCAGCAACUGGGAGGGAUGCCACUGAGGAUUUUGAAGAUGCAGGGCACAGUAAUGACGCAAGGGAACUCAUGAAAGCAUAUUGUAUUGGGGAACUGGAUCUUUCUCCUCCUCCUCCUAUCGAAAAGGAAAAAGCAGGACUGAUCCACAAGAUCUGGGAUGUUUGCACAAUCCCAUCUGCGCAGGAUUAUGCUAUUCUAGCAACCAUUGUUGGCAUGUCUGUGGCAGCUGGCGUUUUUUAUUUGCGCAGGAAGUAGAGCCAUAAAUUCCUUUUCUGGCAUAUACAUUAAAAGAAAUUUUGAGCUUUUGAGGACAGAAUCAAUCUGUCAUUUGGAGAGGUUUCUCUUAUUUCUUAUUUCUUUUAUUAUUCUAAACAUACGAUCAUAAGAGGAUUUGGAUACACCCAUGCAUGAUGAAUUUCUGCACUCCUCGAGUCUUGUCAAAUGUCUUUGAUAGAUUA